UUUUAUAACGGCCUCUCGCUGACUUCUUCCACCGGCUUCGAUCCAAUGCUGCGCAUAUGUCGCUUCAUCAAUACACCUUCCAAUCAAACAUCUUUCAAUGGAUUGAGCCCUGCCACAUUCCACGUGUCGUUACAUGAAUGGUCUCAUUGAUCCAUGUUCCGUAGAGCUCUGGCCAGUGAACACAUUAAUGAUCUUCCAAAUGGGUCCCACGUGUUGACCAUAUCCACGUGACCAUGACCGUCCUCACCGUCCCCGAUCAGAUCCGUUGGAGUCGGUUCCUUUCCUCCUUUCGUUCUUUGGCACUUUCUCUCUCUAAAUCAACCAUUCAUUUCGUGUUGCUUCCUUCUUUCGUUCUUCUGCGCUUUCUCUCCCUAAAUCAACCAUUCGCUUGCUGUUGCUUUCUCUCUCUCUCUCUACGUCUCUCUCUGCAAUGGAUUGCAAACCCUAAGGAGAAGUUUGCGGAGGAGGCCAUUCUGGUGAUGCGAAGGAGCGUCCAUUACUGCCGCCUAACCAUGGACAGCAAUGGCGGGGUUGUUAUCUAGUGCAGCCUUGAGCAUUCUCAUUUUCGUGUGCCUGCAAUCGGGUUUCAUGGCGAAUAACUGUUAUCUUGUGAAUUCUGAGUAGUGUAAUUGAGGGACUGGGUUUCUUCCUUAUUAUGUCUGACUUGGUGGCCCGUACGGGUCGGCUUCAGCAGCGGUACGAGGGUGGUUUUCGCCUUGUUGCCGGAUGUAUUCCAUUCAGGUAUAGAAUUUCUGAUAACAGUGGGGAGUCCGGUUCAGAGAAGAUUAUUGAAGUUCUCAUGAUUAGCUCACAAAGCGGACCAGGUCUUCUUUUUCCGAAGGGAGGUUGGGAGAAUGAUGAAACUGUUGAAGAGGCAGCUGUAAGAGAAGCUAUUGAAGAGGCAGGUGUUCGAGGAGAACUAAAGGAUUUUCUGGGGUACUAUGAAUUUAGGAGUAAGACGCAUCAGGAUGAAUUCAGUCCAGAAGGUUUAUGUAAAGCAGCGAUGUUUGCUUUGUUUGUCAAGGAAGAACUUGAGUCAUGGCCUGAGCAAAGUACCAGAAACAGGAGUUGGCUGACCGUGCCGGAGGCUUUUGAAAGAUGCAGACAUGAAUGGAUGAGGGUUGCUCUUGAUUCUUUUUCCAAAUGGCAUCAGGAUUAUUGGUGAGUUUCGCGAGGGGCAGUUUCCUGUGGUAAAAAUGAUUGAUUUGUUGUCAACUGAUCUAUAGGGCACCUGGAUCUUCCCUGAUUCUUUUUGUUUGAAAAAAAUAGUUGUGGGAUAACAUUAGACACAAUCUACUGUUCAAGUCUCUGUGAAUUGAUAUCUUCAGAAUAAUUCGUAAGAGUUAAUUCUGAAAUAUUCUGAAUUGAAGUACUAGUUAAUAUGAUUUACUUUGUA
This is a messenger RNA of Neltuma alba, 1396 nucleotides long. RefSeq names its product nudix hydrolase 16, mitochondrial. NCBI's taxonomy places the organism in Eukaryota, Viridiplantae, Streptophyta, Magnoliopsida, Fabales, Fabaceae. The transcript has 4 exons. Gene Ontology annotation, cellular component: cytoplasm; nucleus. Gene Ontology annotation, molecular function: pyrophosphatase activity. The record is from RefSeq and is a predicted model, not a curated record. Bases 656 to 1165 code for a protein of 169 amino acids.